Messenger RNA from Helicoverpa armigera (cotton bollworm), 2743 nucleotides. Its product is annotated as BRISC complex subunit FAM175B. Gene Ontology annotation, biological process: attachment of spindle microtubules to kinetochore; mitotic spindle assembly; protein K63-linked deubiquitination. The record is from RefSeq and is a predicted model, not a curated record. The coding region runs from base 1195 to 2373 and encodes 392 amino acids. Gene Ontology annotation, cellular component: nucleus. Gene Ontology annotation, molecular function: microtubule binding; polyubiquitin modification-dependent protein binding. NCBI's taxonomy places the organism in Eukaryota, Metazoa, Arthropoda, Insecta, Lepidoptera, Noctuidae. The transcript has 3 exons.
UCUUGUCUGUCACGUCAAUUUCUUAACCACUCAAGCGUUCGCGUGCGACACCUGUCAACGCCUUGUACGUUCACGCGCUCGAUCCGUGUUGAACCGCGUCGAGCGCGCCAUGCCGUUACCGAUUUAAAGUGUAUUUUCUAGCAAACUAUUGCAGCUAUAGCAAAGUAAAAUAUACCAGUAUAAAGCUGAAUUAUUAAGGAAUCAAAAUAUGUACUAAUUAAAGUACAGAAAUCAAUCACAAAUGCAUAAAAAAAAGUUGAACUUAACAGAACGGGCUAAAUUCAAGUAAAAUAUUUGUUUUAACAAGUUUUAACUAAACGUUAUUUAACUUUUUUCAUUGAUUUAUACUCAUUAUUAAACUAGAUUAAAUAAGCUUUUUUUUGAUACCAAUAUUAUAUAUACUUGGAAUGAACAGUGUAGCACAUUAAACCAAAACAAACAAGGCAUUCCCGCAGCAAUCUGUUAUCGCCUCGGAUGACGAAAUGACGAUAAAAACGUUAAAUCGUAACUAUUUCCGUUUCUUUUUUCCGCAUAAUUUUUUUAUACGUUAAUUAUGACCUAUUCUCUUACUUACAAGAAGAAUUUUAUUAAAAUAUAGAAUAUUUCACACAAAAACUUAACGAAAAACUGGCACACAAAGGCAGUUUUCGCAUGUCGACUUUAUUUAAAUGUAAAGACAACCUAUCAAAUUUUGGAUUGAUAGCACUUAUUAAUAUUUUGAAAGAAUGAAUCUUGAGGAUUAUUUUAAUAUAUAACACUAAUACAGUAGGAUGAUAAAUAAAUGAAUACUUUAAAUUUUAAAUGCAGAGUUCCUAAACACUUCACAAAACUUGACACACAGUUUGUAAACAAUUAUUUUUUAUAUUUUUGCUGUACCUGGCAUACUGUUUUACCGACCCAUAGAUGCGUUAUUUAAUACAGAUCCAUCUAGUGUAACAUUCGUAAAGCUCUUUGAAACUUGUCAUAGAUAAAAAUUCGUUUAAAGUGAACAAGUCAAAGAGGCUGCUAUAGUCGCCCGGACGCUUAACGCCAAAAAUUUUUGGGCGACUAUAGUCGCCCGGACGCUUGAGUGGUUAAAUGCGUGCAACAAACCAAAAAUUUUGUAAAUAUCUGAAAAAUACAGAUAUUAUGGUAUUUCUAUGUUAAUGAAGAUAAGUGUCGAGAACUGUUGAUGUAAAAACUAUAGAUGUAGUCAUGGCUUACACGGAAAAAGUGUUAUUAAGCGGCACGGCUCUGUCAUUUCUGUUUUAUGAAUGUGUAAACUCUUCAAAUAGUCAGGAAGGUUUUUUGAUUGGCGACGUGACUUCAGAAAUAACAAAUCAUAUUUCCGACUCGCAAAGCGAUAAUGCUCGCUUAGAUACUCAAAUCGAAAUCAGGACGGUAUUGCCGCUCCCGGCAGUAUCACUAUUUUACUUCCCCACAGGGAGGAUAAAGGAAGAUGUACUCUCAGAUAUGCUCUCAAGCACUGCCAAUGAAAUUGUAGGUUGGUACAAAUAUCGCAAGAACACCAACAUCAAACCAACUUUCAGAGAUAAAUUAAUAUCAAAAGGGUUACAAAAAUACUUUGAAAAGUAUCAUGGGAAGAAAAACUUUGUUACUUGUAAUUUGUCAAAUAAAUCAUCAUCUGCUGGAUCUACACAUACUUUUAUGUACAGAUUUGGAAAAAUCAAUUGUUUCGAUAUGUAUGAAUACGUUGAGGAUAUAACUGCAAACUUAGGUGAAAAAUAUACAGGCUACAAGAAAUCCCAUAGAUUGUCACCACACAGUAUUUUCAAUAAGAUUGUGAGAGAAAGCAAUGUUCAGAGUAAUGACACAAGCAAUGCUAUAUUACGCAUUCAGGAAGCAGUUGACUUGAGACUUGUGAAGGAAGCUAAAGCUGCUGCUAAAAAUGAAUGCACUAUCAGGGAACUGGAGGCAGAGAUAAAGCAAAUGGCAACUAUUUUGUCAGACAAACAUUCAUUUGAAUUGCAAUCAGCAUAUAAUAAAUAUGUUGAGGAAAAAAUUAUGAACCGUGAAACUGAAAUGGCCAGGGCUUGUUUAGAGGCACUGACAACUCCUUUAAAAGUGGAAAUAUUGAAUGUUAAAAAUGCUCCUGUAAACAGUAAUCAUACAGACUCGGAGGAUUCAGUGCAGUUAAUUGAAAAUGAUGUUAAAGAGACCAGUCCUAGCCCUCCCUUGAUAUCCUCAAGCUCGUCAAAGCCAGUGCUUAAUUAUGCAGCUGCAUUAAAAACCAAAAACGAAGUAGCAACAACAAGUAAGGCCAAUCAUCACAGUGAUGAUUUGAUCACCUUUGAUGUUGAUGACAACCAUAUGAAAAAGACUUUGAUAAUAAGUGAAGAUGUAAAGUGUGGUGAUAGUUCACCAGAAUAUUAAAAGUGCCUUUUUUAGCUAUGUUUCUAUAUAUUUAAUAAGUUACCAUAAGUAAAUCUUUUAAUUUUAAUAUCUUUACAGUUUGUUGCUAACCUAUAAUACUCAUAAAACAUUUCUAAAUAUUAUAAAUAUAUACCUACUUAAUUUCCUUCAGUGCACAUUGUGUUUUUGCAUACAUCACCAUAUCAGUGUUCCAAUUUCUUUUUACCUAUAUAAUUAAUAUUUUUGUGCAAUUAUUUCUACAUUUAACUAAGUUAAUUUUCAACAGUUAGCUGAAAGAGUUACAAACGCUAUAUGAAUCGAUUUCUAGUUAUCAUUAUUGUUUUGCCUUAAUUCUUACUGAUAGGAAUCAAUACAAAUGUAAAUAAAUUAA